AAAACCCGGACGACUGGGAGUACUUUCAGUUUCUGUCCGUUCUCUGGGAACUAGUUGGGACGUGCGCUGUCAUCAUCCGACGUGAAGAACCUUUUAUUUCUCUGCGAAGCUGCUGUCAGCAGAUCGCAGCGGGGCGCCAUCCAAUCCGAACCCGGGGCCGUUCGAGUGGACGACCCGCGCCCCCUGAGCUCGUCUCCAACCAGCAACAGGCCGAUCUCAGCGGAGAAGGAAAUGGAUUUUCAGCGGCGUCUGUUGGACGUAUCGAAGGCGCUGUCCACAGAAGACGUGAAGGCUUUAGCGUUCCUGUGCACGGACCUGCUCCGCCGAACCCUGAACCCGGCGGACUCGGCCAACGAGCUCUUCGUCCGCCUGCAGGAGCAGGACCUGCUGUCCGAGGAGCGGCCGCAGCUGCUGACGGAGCUGCUCGUCACCUUACGACGCAGCCGGCUCGUCUCGGAGCUCAACCUCAGCAACCGAGGGGCGGCAGCGAGCGGCCUCGUGACUCCGUACAGGAAGCUGCUGUACGAGCUGUCAGAGGAGAUCACGGAUGAAGGCCUGGGGGAGAUGAAGUUCCUGUUACGCAACACGCUGAAGCGUCGAGCGCUGGAGGACAAUUGUACUACGUUGGACGUCUUCCUGGAGAUGGAGCGCACGGACCACCUCAGCGACAGCAACCUGGACGAGCUGAAGGAGAUGCUCCAGGUCAUAUGUCCCGUGCUGAGAGAAAAGAUCGAGCAGUUCAAGGCGCAGCAGGUGUGUGAAACUCACCAUAUAGCGCAAGAGAGUAAAGAACCAAUGUGUUCAUCCUUAAUAUCAAACCAGGGAUCACUGUCUCCAUGUCUUGAGCUGAAUCCUCCAGGGAACCAUCAUAGUGUUACAUGUGCUGAUGAUGAUAAUGACAACGUGGUAGAGCAGUUCAGUAGUUUACGCACUGGAACAGAACCGUUUACCCGCUCCACAAUCGGAUCAGAUGCUUUGCCCGCAUCAUCCACUGAGGAAGAGAUCCUGGUCAGCACUGAGAGCAAAAGAAAAAAAACAGAGGGUUUACAGUCAUAUGCCAUGAAUGCAGCAACGAGAGGCGUCUGCUUGAUAAUUAAUAACUACAACUUCAAAAAAACAGGAAUUCUCUCAAACCGCGAGGGGACCAAGAUCGACGAAGAGUGCCUUGUUAAGGUGUUUACGUGGCUGGGCUUUAAAACAGAAGUACAUCAUGACUGUACCAGCGGACAGAUAAAGAACUUAGUUCAAGAUCUUGGCAGGAGAGAUCACAGUGCGAUGGACAGCGUGGUGUGCUGCAUCCUGAGCCACGGGAAGGAGGGAAGCGUGCUGGGUGUGGACGGCAUACCUGUCGAGUUCACGGACCUCCGUGAACCCUUAAAAGGAUAUAAUUGCUAUUCUUUGGCAAAAAAACCCAAGAUGUUCUUCAUUCAGGCCUGCCAGGGCACUGAUAACCAGCGGCCUGUCUGGGUGGAGGCAGACGGCCCCGCAGACAGUUCUGUCUGUUGUGAUGCUGUCAAAGUGAAACCCAUCCCAGCUGAUGCUGACUUCCUGUUUGCAAUGUCCACUGUUCCUUCCUGUGUCUCCUUCAGAGAUAAGACGGCUGGCACCUGGUUCAUGCAGUCAUUGUGCAAAAACCUUGUUGACAUGGUGCCCAGGGGGUCUGACCUCGUGUCCAUUCUGACAAAAGUGAAUGCAGAUGUGAGCCGGAUGACAGAUAGUUGUGGUGUACGAAAGCAGAUGCCUCAACCACAGUUUACACUCACAAAGCUAGUGGUCUUCCCACUGCCCAAAGCUGCUCCUCCCAACCUGCCGUUUGUCUGAUCGUCUCAUAGACCAUAGAUCUGUUUAUUCUUUUAGGUUUUCUAUGACAUGGUUUUAAUCCACUGUUUAUAUAUCACCUUGGUGCAAUAGUCAAAGUAAAGUGUCUUUAUUAAUUUCACUGUCAAACUGAAUAUUUAAAUAUUUUUUUAUUAGAUCUUAAAAUGAAAUGUAUGAUCAACCAGAAAAUACAGCAUUUGGAUAAAUUUUGUUUUAUUGUAAUUUUAUACGGAUGUUGGAGGGCCAAUUAAACAUUUUUUGUGAGUACAUUACAGUAUUCACAACAUAUUGAGUACGUUUAUUUCAUCCAACUGAAUACUGUGAAAUGAUCCUAAUAGCACACACUAACAAAUAAAGCCAUCACUUAUUGUUA
Molecule: messenger RNA, 2191 nt
Organism: Betta splendens (Siamese fighting fish)
Lineage: Eukaryota; Metazoa; Chordata; Actinopteri; Anabantiformes; Osphronemidae
Gene: casp10
Product: caspase 10, apoptosis-related cysteine peptidase
Exons: 11
Coding region: 232-1821 (529 amino acids)
Biological process (GO): proteolysis; negative regulation of extrinsic apoptotic signaling pathway via death domain receptors
Molecular function (GO): cysteine-type endopeptidase activity; protein binding
Source: RefSeq, a predicted model, not a curated record